AUGAGUUCCAAGACACAUAGUUCCAAGAAUAACGGGAGUUCCAGCGAUAAGAACACCAGAAUCGCCAUCAUCAAUGACGACAGAUGCAAGCCCAAGAAGUGUAGACAAGAAUGUCGUAAGGGGUGUCCCGUUGUCAAGACCGGGAAGUUGUGUAUUGAAGUGACUCCAGCGUCUAAGCUUGCCUUUAUAUCCGAAACAUUAUGUAUUGGUUGUGGUAUCUGUGUUAAAAAGUGUCCCUUUGAUGCCAUUACCAUCAUCAAUUUGCCUACCAAUUUGGAGAAUGAAACCACCCAUAGAUAUUCCGCCAACUCCUUCAAGUUGCACAGAUUGCCCACUCCUAGACCCGGCCAAGUGCUUGGGUUGGUGGGUACCAACGGUAUUGGUAAAUCUACUGCGUUGAAGAUCUUGGCAGGUAAACAAAAGCCUAACUUGGGUAGGUACGAUGAUCCUCCAGAUUGGGAAGAGAUCUUGAAGUACUUUAGAGGUUCGGAAUUACAAAACUACUUCACCAAAGUGUUGGAGGACGACAUUAAGGCCAUUAUCAAACCUCAGUAUGUGGACAACAUUCCUAGAGCCUUGGCCAAAUCUCCUGUGAAGCAAGUGGGUAAGGUUUUAAAGGCUAAGUUGGGUAGAAAGGACCAAUGGGAUUACAUUAUCAAUAUUUUGGAAUUGACGCAUGUUAUGGAUAGAGACAUUGAAAACUUGUCUGGUGGUGAAUUACAAAGAUUUGCCUUGGGUAUGACUUGUGUUCAAGAUGCCAAUGUGUAUAUGUUUGAUGAGCCUUCUUCCUAUUUGGAUGUCAAGCAAAGAUUGAGAGCCGCUGAAAUCAUUAGAUCUUUAUUGGACGUUUCUACCUAUGUUAUUUGUGUGGAGCACGAUUUGUCUGUCCUAGAUUAUUUGUCUGAUUUUGUCUGUAUCUUAUACGGUGUCCCCUCAGUAUAUGGUGUGGUCACUUUACCCUCAUCUGUCAGGGAAGGUAUCAAUAUCUUCUUGGACGGGUUCAUUCCAACUGAAAAUAUGAGAUUCAGAACCGAAUCCUUGCAAUUCAGAUUGGCCGAUACCGCCGAGGGUUUGAUCUUGGAUCACACUGCUGAAUUCGAAUAUCCAAACAUGACAAAGACUCAAGGUGAUUUCCGCUUACGGGUCGAGAAGGGUGAUUUCACCUCUUCAGAAAUCUUGGUCAUGAUGGGUGAAAACGGUACUGGUAAAACCACCUUCUGUAAGUUAUUGGCUGGUGCCAUUGCUCCUGAUAACGGCUUGGAGAUUCCCAAGAUGAAUGUCUCCAUGAAACCUCAAAAGAUUGCUCCUAAAUUCCCUGGUACUGUCAGACAAUUGUUCUUCAAGAAGAUUAGAGGUUCUUUCUUGCAUCCACAAUUCCAAACCGAUGUGGUCAAACCUUUGAAGAUCGACAGUAUCAUUGAUCAAGAAGUCCAACAUUUGUCUGGUGGUGAAUUACAAAGAGUUGCCAUUGUGUUGGCCUUGGGUAUACCUGCCGAUAUCUAUUUGAUCGAUGAGCCUUCUGCUUAUUUGGAUUCAGAACAACGUAUUAUCUGUGCUAAGGUUAUUAGAAGAUUUAUAUUGCAUGCUAAGAAGACAGCUUUCAUUGUGGAGCACGAUUUCAUCAUGGCAACUUAUUUGGCCGAUAGAGUGAUUGUUUUCGAGGGUCAGCCUUCAAAGGACGCAGUUGCUACUGCCCCACAAUCAUUAUUGACUGGUUGUAACCAAUUUUUGAAGAACUUGAAUGUUACUUUUAGAAGAGAUCCAAACUCUUACAGACCAAGAAUCAACAAGUUGGAUUCUCAAAUGGAUAAAGAGCAAAAGGCUUCUGGUAACUAUUUCUUUAUUGAGAACACGGAGUUAUAG
This is a messenger RNA of Lizanozyma spartinae, 1863 nucleotides long. RefSeq names its product Fe-S cluster-binding ribosome biosynthesis protein (gene RLI1). The transcript has a single exon. Bases 1 to 1863 code for a protein of 620 amino acids. Gene Ontology annotation, biological process: translational initiation; ribosomal subunit export from nucleus; translational termination. Gene Ontology annotation, molecular function: ATP hydrolysis activity; ATP binding; ribosomal small subunit binding. NCBI's taxonomy places the organism in Eukaryota, Fungi, Ascomycota, Pichiomycetes, Serinales, Debaryomycetaceae. The record is from RefSeq and is a predicted model, not a curated record.